Messenger RNA from Cheilinus undulatus (humphead wrasse), 3325 nucleotides. RefSeq names its product ATP-dependent 6-phosphofructokinase, platelet type-like. The record is from RefSeq and is a predicted model, not a curated record. The coding region runs from base 112 to 2484 and encodes 790 amino acids. Gene Ontology annotation, cellular component: 6-phosphofructokinase complex; cytoplasm; membrane. Gene Ontology annotation, biological process: fructose 6-phosphate metabolic process; canonical glycolysis; fructose 1,6-bisphosphate metabolic process. NCBI's taxonomy places the organism in Eukaryota, Metazoa, Chordata, Actinopteri, Labriformes, Labridae. Gene Ontology annotation, molecular function: identical protein binding; monosaccharide binding; AMP binding. The transcript has 22 exons.
UCUUACUACCGUAUCUCCUCUCGGGUACCGUCAGUGGUUUUCGGCAGCUUGUGGCUUGUGGUGUUGUACAUUUCUAAUUUUUUGGACAGGUGUCUGUAACCCGGGACCGACAUGGCGACACCGAAGCGGCAGGACACGCGGAAAUUCUUCGAGAGUCUGUCCGGAGCUGGGAAAUGUAUCGCGGUGCUGACCAGCGGAGGAGAUGCCCAAGGUAUGAACGGUGCGGUCCGGGCGGUUGUCCGAAUGGGAAUCUAUGUGGGAGCAAAGGUGUACUUCAUCCACGAGGGCUACCAGGGGAUGGUGGAUGGUGGAGACAACAUCAAGGAGGCCACGUGGGAGAGCGUGUCCAGCAUGCUGCAAGUGGGGGGCACAGUCAUCGGCAGCGCUCGCUGUAAAGAGUUUCGCAGCCACGAGGGCCGCCUGAAGGCCGCACACAACCUCGUCCAGCGCAGCAUCACCAACCUGUGUGUGAUCGGAGGAGACGGCAGUCUGACCGGAGCCAACCUGUUCAGAGAGGAGUGGAGCGGCCUGCUGGAUGAGCUCGUCGAGAAAGGUCUGAUUAAUGAAGAGGCCGCUCGCCUUAACUCGGAACUCCACAUCGUGGGCAUGGUCGGCUCCAUCGAUAACGACUUCUGCGGCACAGACAUGACCAUCGGUACUGACUCGGCUCUGCACAGGAUCAUUGAGGUGGUGGACGCCAUCAUGACCACCGCUCAGAGCCACCAGAGGACGUUUGUGCUGGAGGUCAUGGGGAGGCACUGUGGAUACUUGGCCCUGGUCAGUGCCUUGGCAUGCGGAGCAGACUGGGUUUUUAUUCCAGAAAUGCCUCCUGAGGAUGGCUGGGAGGAGAGCAUGUGUCAGAAACUGUCUGAGAGCCGCUCUCGAGGUUCCAGGUUGAACAUUAUCAUAGUUGCUGAAGGAGCCAUUGACAGACAAGGACGGCCCAUUUCUUCUAGUUUUGUGAAGGAUCUGGUAGUCCGUAACCUUGGCUUCGACACCAGGGUCACCAUCUUGGGGCAUGUGCAGAGAGGAGGGACGCCCUCUGCCUUUGACAGGAUCCUGGCCAGCCGUAUGGGCGUGGAGGCAGUGCUAGCCCUGCUGGAGGCCUCUGCCAGUACUCCAGCCUGUGUUGUGUCUCUGGUUGGAAACCAGGCUGUCCGACUGCCGCUCAUGGAGUGCGUUCAGAUGACCCAAGAGGUCCAGAAGGCCAUGGAUGAGAAGAAAUUUGACGAGGCAGUGAGGCUGCGUGGAAGGAGUUUUGAAAACAACCUGAGCACGUACAGACUCCUCUCCUACAGGAAAGCUGACUCUGAACUCCCAAAUAGCUCCUUUAACGUCGCCGUGUUGAACGUCGGCGCCCCGGCUGCAGGAAUGAACGCUGCCGUGCGCUCUGCUGUCAGAGUGGGAAUCACCGAAGGUCACAAAAUGUUUGCAGUGAACGACGGCUUCGAGGGAUUCUACAAAGGACAGAUCAAGGAGAUCAAAUGGGGAGAUGUUGGUGGUUGGACCGGCCAAGGAGGGUCCCUGCUGGGGACAAAAAGAACUCUACCAGGGAAACAUCUGGAAAAGAUUGCAGAGCAGAUGAGGAUCCAUAAUAUCAAUGCUCUACUGGUCAUCGGAGGAUUUGAGGCCUACGUGGGAUUACUGGAACUCUCCUCAGCACGGGACAAAUAUAGCGAGUUCUGUGUGCCCAUGGUUAUGGUCCCUGCCACCGUCUCCAACAAUAUACCUGGUUCAGACCUCAGCAUUGGCUCAGACACCGCUCUGAACGCCAUUACUGAUACAUGCGAUCGUAUCAAGCAGUCAGCCAGCGGCACCAAGCGGAGGGUCUUUAUCAUUGAGACCAUGGGGGGCUACUGUGGAUACCUGGCCACCGUGGGCGGUCUGGCCGCAGGUGCCGACACGGUCUACAUCUACGAGGAGCCGUUUGACAUCCGGGACCUGCAGAGCAACGUAGAGCAUCUGACACAGAAGAUGAAGACGUCCAUCCAGAGAGGAUUAGUGCUUAGAAAUGAGAACUGCAACGAGAACUUCACCACCGACUUCAUCUUCCAGCUGUACUCUGAGGAGGGGCGAGGAGUGUUCGACUGUAGGAAGAACAUCCUGGGACACAUGCAGCAGGGAGGAGCUCCUUCACCCUUUGAUAGAAACUUUGGUACCAAAGUUGCUGCUAAAGCCAUUCAGUGGAUCACAAGGACGCUCAAGGACUGUUACAAAGGAGGUCGAGUGUUUGCAAACUCAGAGGACACCGCCUGCCUGCUGGGGAUGCGUCGCAGAGCUCUCGUCUUCCAGCCCGUAUCUCAGCUUCGGGACGAGACUGACUUUGUCCACAGGAUCCCCAAGGAGCAGUGGUGGCUGAAGCUCCGUCCUCUGAUGAAAAUCCUGGCCAAGUACAAGACGAGCUACGACGUAUCCGACGCCGGCCAGCUGGAACACGUGACCCGAAUCCGCCCGAAGGAGAGCAACACCUCUGCGACCAUCUGAAGGCCCAAGCUGCCCUGCUGGAGGAGAGCUUCACUCCGUCGACAGUGACGGCUACUCACAAUGACUGAUCGACUGCUGAUUGAUGAAAAUACUUUAAGGUAGACUUUAAAAGGUGGUAGGUAAUUUUAAGCAGAGAUACUGGAUGGUAAAGGCAUGGCACUGAUAUGAAGGGAUCAUUAGUUUUGGGGGUGAAUAUCUGGAAAGAGCUUUUUAGCCAGCACAGCAGAUGUAGUAUUUUAUAAAUCCCUUAUUAAAGAUAUCAUAGAUUUAAUCAUAUAUCUAAGCACUCCUUAUCAUGUACUGUAAAUGAAUAUGAGAUAUAGUCCUAAAAUGUAGCUUUAUCUAAAUUUAUUUUACCUAGCUGAGACAUUUGCAGGGUGGCUGCUGCAUUUUAACGUCUAGCUUUUGUGAUUUUAAAUUAUUUUCUACAGCACUUUGAGCCCCAUAAUUAAUAUUUAUCUGUAAUCCCUUAAAGCUACUUAUGAAGAGAAAGUAUUAGCUGGGAGGAGGAUCACAUGCUGCCAGUCUAACACCUUUAAAAACCUUUCAACCAUCCUGAUUGUAAAAUGUGACCUACACCAGGUUUAACAAGCCGAGCCGGCCGUGUUGCCAUCCCUUCACUUGCUAACUGUGUGUUUGAGUGUGUGUGUUUUGGUGUUGCCUUGAUGUUCGUAUCCACUCUGGGCUUUGUUUCUUCUAUCUUGUAGUGGUUUUUGUGAGUAGGGUCCUGCUGUUGCUGUAGUUUGGCAGUGAAGUGGAGGAUGUCUGAAACUUUAAAGCAACAUUAACUUCAUGUGCCGGCAGUGAGAUGUGUUUGUCCUGUCAGAGUAAUAAAGCAUUU